Messenger RNA from Salvia miltiorrhiza (redroot sage), 1160 nucleotides. RefSeq names its product ADP-ribosylation factor 1. The record is from RefSeq and is a predicted model, not a curated record. The transcript is spliced from 7 exons. Gene Ontology annotation, biological process: vesicle-mediated transport; intracellular protein transport. Lineage: Eukaryota; Viridiplantae; Streptophyta; Magnoliopsida; Lamiales; Lamiaceae. The coding region runs from base 324 to 869 and encodes 181 amino acids. Gene Ontology annotation, cellular component: cytoplasm. Gene Ontology annotation, molecular function: GTP binding; GTPase activity.
GACAUUAGUGGCUCGAUAUCAAGCUCGAAUUUGCUCACUGUGAAAAUACGCAAAUUAAAUUAUAAAUUGAACAUAAGAAAACGAAAAUAGGAGUAAUAAAAGAAUAUUAGCAGCAGCUAAAAUGCAAAAACAAAUUAAUCAAUUUUGGUGAAAAAUAGUUACCGUAUUUUUUUUUCUAUUAAAAGAAAAAGAAAAGGAAAUGCGCACCACAAUAAAACAUCGCACUGCUCAGAUAUUACGCUAGCACACGACUCAUCGUUCGUUUGGAGAGAUCUCUAAACCCCGGCACGGUCCAUCCUCGCUGCUCCUCUUCCAUUUAAAAGAUGGGGCUGUCUUUCACGAAGCUUUUCAGUCGGCUGUUUGCCAAGAAAGAGAUGCGUAUACUCAUGGUAGGUCUCGAUGCCGCUGGUAAAACAACCAUUCUCUACAAGCUCAAACUUGGAGAAAUUGUCACCACAAUUCCUACCAUCGGGUUCAAUGUGGAGACUGUGGAAUAUAAGAACAUUAGCUUCACUGUUUGGGAUGUCGGUGGCCAGGACAAGAUCCGUCCAUUAUGGAGGCAUUAUUUCCAGAACACCCAAGGCCUUAUCUUUGUCGUUGACAGCAACGAUCGUGAUCGUGUUGUUGAAGCAAGGGAUGAAUUGCACAGGAUGCUGAAUGAGGACGAGUUGAGGGAUGCUGUUCUGCUUGUUUUCGCCAACAAGCAGGAUCUUCCAAAUGCAAUGAAUGCUGCAGAGAUAACUGACAAGCUGGGCCUUCAUUCCCUCCGCCAACGCCAUUGGUACAUCCAGAGCACAUGUGCAACUUCCGGUGAAGGACUCUACGAGGGAUUGGACUGGCUGUCAAACAACAUUGCGAACAAGAGUUAAGCUCUUCAGCUCCAGAUGACCUUUCACUACGGCCUGUGCCCUGUGGGGGCUUUCAUUCUUUAUAACUCGGAUCGUCCAGUAUGCCGACAGCCUUGGAUCCAGUCGAGAACGUUGCCAUCUUUCCUCUUUCGUGUGUAGUUAAUAAUAAUUUGUAGAUUUUCUUGUCAACCGUGUGGUUCUUUCGUCCUACUACUGUUUUAUGGUAUAGGAUCGACUUCUGUUAUAGAAACUACCUACCAAUAUCGAUUUUCACUUUUGAUUAGACGGUUAUGUUAAUAAAUUACAUUCUCA